GAAUUGUUGUUCUCAAAUUAUAGUUGCAAUACUAGUUUGUAUACAGAGGCGGAGCUCAGUAGCGACUGGGCCGCGGCCAAAAAUAAAAAAGAUAAAAAAAAUUUAUAGAUAAAAUAACUAAACCCCUUCAUUAAAAUUAAGAAAUUAAAAUUAUACCUUAAAACUAAAUCUCUUUGGUGAUCGACGCCAAAGGGGUAGUUGCCGGCACCGGCGGAAGUGAUUCUUAAAAAGCACGGGAAUUACUUCAAUUUGAAACCGACUCGCCACGGAAACUGAAAUACUCUCGUUAAUCGGAACAUACAGAACCUCCGGCCGCUUUACUCUCUCCUCUCAACGCAACGCCACCGCACUACCACCUAUCAAUGGCUUCUGAUUCAAGGAAACGCUCAUUGGAGGCUUUGGAGAGAAGGCUUAAAACUGAACAUAUCUUAGAAGAUAAGAAAACCAAAAAGGCUGCUAUUAUAAAUGAAGAUAGGAAGAAUUCAUCCAUUCUUGCACCUUCUACUUCUACUCAUUCUUCCUCACAUUUAUCAUCAGAUACACCCAAGAAAGGGAAUUUCAGUCUUUUUGGCCGUUCCAUUUCACAAGACAAUGAAGAUGGUCCAGAAUAUGCCCAACUUUCUGUGACUGUAAAUGAAAAUCUGCUCACAACUAAUGAGGAGUUUUCCGCUGAAAGAGGAGGUUCGGUUUCUGUAAUAUUGCAUGAACUUCUUCAGAAAGGAGAUGCAGCCCAAAAGUACAUGCAAGGAUCUAGAAACCUGAAAAUUGACAAUUGGAUCCUUCUUGAUAAUUAUGUACAAGGACGUGCACUUUCUUCAUCUUCUCAAGCUAGGGCUUUGCGGAUUCAUUCAAAACGCUCUAAGAAGCACAUGUCCAUGAAACAACAUAAAAAACAUGGAUCGUUAGAUCUUCCUCAAGAGUUCCAUAAAUUUGAUAUUUUCAAGCCAAUGCAUGAAAUGUGGAAAGGCUAUAUAACGCUGCUGCUUAAAUCCACUGGGAAAAAUCAAUUGGCCCAAUGUCUCCUUGGUGCAGAUCUACAUGGUGCUAUUAUAUUAGUUGUGGAGUGUAAACAAACCCAUUUUACUGGAAUUGGUGGCAUCAUGAUUCGUGAAACUGCCGAAGCUUUUGGGAUAAUUACCGAAGAUAAUAAAUAUCGGGUUGUUCCAAAGAAGGGUUCUGUAUUUUAUUCCAAGUUGAUUGCUGGAAAAUUACUCUGCAUGGAGAUAAACUCGACUCAAGAAAGGUUGGAUUAUGAUAUUAGUGAUAAUCCUUCAAUUGUAGGUUACAUCUUUGUUUCACGGGAGGCAUUUUCUAUCAGACAGACAUUAGUUUUUUAUGAUGGUAUUUCAUCUUGUUAUUGUCCUCUUCUGGUUUCUAUAUAAUUUCAUUAUUCUAAGAAUUUUAUGAUGAUUAUUCCACAGUUAAAAUGAAGAGAAUAUUCAUGUAAUGCUUGUGCAUUUGAUAGCCUUUUAAGUUGUUUAUGGGAGAAAGGUGGAAAUGUUUCAAUGCUGAAUUACAUUAGCCAUUGCCACAAAUGUAAGCAAUAAUGUUUAAGAGGUGUCGGUUUAGUGGUAA
Cicer arietinum (chickpea) is the source of this 1575-nucleotide messenger RNA. Its product is annotated as ribonuclease MRP protein subunit POP4. Gene Ontology annotation, molecular function: ribonuclease P RNA binding. The record is from RefSeq and is a predicted model, not a curated record. NCBI's taxonomy places the organism in Eukaryota, Viridiplantae, Streptophyta, Magnoliopsida, Fabales, Fabaceae. Gene Ontology annotation, biological process: rRNA processing; tRNA 5'-leader removal. Gene Ontology annotation, cellular component: ribonuclease P complex; ribonuclease MRP complex.